AUAUGAAUCUGAUGCAAUAAAUAAAUUCAAUUAUUUUUGUAUUGUUUCCAGGUCGAAUAACGUAAAGACCUGUUUGGCUUCUCAGCAUUUCCAGAAGAGGAAAUUUUCAGAUGGCAGCUUCGAUUCUGAAAGCCGGCGGAGAUAAGAUCGGCACCACCAUGAGAAAGCAAGUGCUAUCCUUAACGGAUGCCGCAGCUGCUAGAAUACGCCACCUCCUAGAACAGCGCCAGCGUCCUUUCCUCAAACUCGGCGUCAAGGCCCGCGGUUGCAACGGCUUAUCCUACACCCUCAAUUACGCCAAUGAGAAAGGGAAGUUUGAUGAGUUGGUUGAGGAGAAAGGUGUGAAGAUAUUGAUUGAUCCGAAGGCACUCAUGCAUGUAAUAGGAACCAAGAUGGGUUUUGUUGAUGACAAACUCAGAUCUGAGUUCAUAUUCAUCAACCCCAACUCUAAGGGGCAGUGUGGUUGUGGAGAAUCUUUUAUGACAAUGAGCAAUUCAGAAGCUGCUAAACGAGGUGGUGGAUCUGGAGUAUAAGAUAUGUUGAAUAACUUCAUGAUGACUGCAUUUACACUGUAAUUCCUUUAUAGAUUCCCAUCUUGGGCAAUGGAAACCUAGGCAAGAAAAACAAGUUUCUGGAUUUAGAGUAGCCUUGUGAAACAUGGAUAAUGUAGUUUUGUCACUUUUGUGUUUUGGAAAUUUUGCAGCGGUCUUACGGUAAUAAACUCUUUCCUUUCUGUUAAAUGAUGUAAAUUGUAUUGUUCUUAUUAAAUAUAUGUAAGAUGAAUAACAAUAAGGUAUCCACAUUGAAAAUGAAUA
Messenger RNA from Olea europaea var. sylvestris, 815 nucleotides. RefSeq names its product iron-sulfur assembly protein IscA-like 3, mitochondrial. The coding region runs from base 111 to 533 and encodes 140 amino acids. Gene Ontology annotation, cellular component: cytoplasm; mitochondrion. The record is from RefSeq and is a predicted model, not a curated record. NCBI's taxonomy places the organism in Eukaryota, Viridiplantae, Streptophyta, Magnoliopsida, Lamiales, Oleaceae. Gene Ontology annotation, molecular function: 2 iron, 2 sulfur cluster binding. The transcript has 3 exons. Gene Ontology annotation, biological process: iron-sulfur cluster assembly.